Messenger RNA from Plodia interpunctella (Indianmeal moth), 1367 nucleotides. It is a transcript of the gene Ttc1, whose product is annotated as Tetratricopeptide repeat domain 1. The record is from RefSeq and is a predicted model, not a curated record. The coding region runs from base 488 to 1309 and encodes 273 amino acids. Gene Ontology annotation, molecular function: protein binding. NCBI's taxonomy places the organism in Eukaryota, Metazoa, Arthropoda, Insecta, Lepidoptera, Pyralidae. The transcript is spliced from 3 exons.
AUUAAAAUAUAGAUAUUUGCUGGGAUUUAUACAAUAAAGUUUCUUAUUUUUUCUUAAAUAAACUCCAGCAAAUAUGGAGAAGUUGACUGAUAACUGGCGUUCGAAGUUAUUUAUUAAGUAAAGUCCAAGUCCACAUUCGGAACGCGCAUGAUUCACGGCGCAGCUUUGGUCGUCGUGGAUUCCUUGGCGAAUACCAUCAUUGCCACGAACUAGGUAACCACAGUAGGUGUGCAAGGUCGAAAAUCGUGUGGAAACUUUAUAGUGAAGUGAAUAAAUUAGUGACUGCUUGCACCUAGAGGAAUUCAGUGUGGAUUUGGGACUUUUAAUCAAUUUAGAAUGAUAUAAAAUCUGGUGUUAUCUAUGAUUAUCUUUAAAAAAGUGUUUUGGACGUUCUGGUGUAUAGGCUUAAUAGACUUUGAAAAUUUACAAGUGUAAAAAUAUCUUCAUACGAAGUCAGUAAAAUUUAUAUUACCUUAAAUUCAUCAAGAUGUCAGAACGAUUGAAAAACACUCGGGCUUCUGAUGAAGAAUCUUCCAAGAUUAUCGACGAGUUGACUAAAGAUUUGGAAAAUAAUGUGAAUACUCAGGAUGAGACUGAAUUCUUAGUGAAUCCUGACAGUCCUGAAGACAUUCCAUCUAGUAGUGGGGUUGGGGGAAUCUCAGAUUUACCAUCCAAAGAAGAAGAAUUAGACAGAGACAAAACGGAGAGUGACACCGAUUCGAUAGAUGAGGAAUCUCUCAAAGAUGCUGAAGUGGACCUCACAGAUGAUCAAAAGCAGGAACGAAGGAUCAUUGCUGAGCAGUUGAAGGUAGCUGGUAAUGAAUCAUAUAAAGUGAAAGAUUAUGAUCGAAGUAUAGAAAAAUAUACAGAAGCUCUCAAAAUCUGUCCACUUCAGUUUUCGCAACUCCGCUCGUUUCUGUAUUGCAAUCGAAGUGCCGCAAAAAUGGCCCAGCAGAAAUACAGCAGUGCUGCUAAAGACUGCACUAAAGCUAUAGAACUUGAUGAUAAGUACUUCAAAGCAUAUUACAGACGCGCACAAUCAUACGAAGCUUCAGAUAAGUUAGAUGAAAGUCUUGCAGAUUUCAAAAAGAUGUUAGAAUUAGACCCUUCUCACAAAGAGGCACUGAAAGCUAUUACCCGCCUUCCACCGCUUAUUGAAGCUAAAAACGAAAAACUUAAAACUGAAAUGUUAGGUAAACUCAAGGAUUUGGGAAACAUGUUGUUGAGACCGUUUGGCUUGUCAACUGAUAAUUUUCAAUUAGAACAGGACGCUGAAUCGAAGGGUUACAAAAUUAAUUUUAAGCAGUAAAUUAGUAUAUGCCCACUGUAAAAUUUAAUAUUGAAAUACAGAUAUAUACCUUAUUUUA